CAGAAAUUCUGAUUCAAAUCAGAAGCCGUUCACCAUCUUCCAGAGCAAGAACUUUUCCCGCCAAAACGCCUAGGUUUUCUUCGGCUCGCUCUCUCUGCAUUUCCUCCUAGUUGCGCCGACCUCAUUUCUCCGAUCGGAAACGACGAAACAAAGAAAAGGAAGCUUAGUGUACGAAUCGGUGCACAAUUCGAGAAGCGGCGAAGUUAGUGAACCAGAAAAUCAUAAUCAGCCGGUCUAGAUUUUGAUCAUCUGAGAGCUUUGGUCACUAGCAACGAAUUCGAAGCUUUGGCACCGAGUUUUGAUUGUGAUUCAGAUUUGCCAUGUCAUUAGAGAUUGAAGGUUGAAAUGAGAUGCAAUGCGUGUUGGCGUGAACUGGAAGGCCGGGCCAUCUCAACAACCUGUGGCCACCUUCUCUGCACAGAGGAUGCUAACAAGAUCCUUAGCAAUGAUGGAGCAUGUCCCAUUUGUGAUCAAGUGCUCUCUAAGAGUCAUAUGAAAGUUGUGGAUGUCAAUCCAAAUGAUGAAUGGAUAAAUAUGGCCAUGACUGGAGUGUCUCCAGAUAUAUUAAUGAAGAGUGCACAUAGAAGUGUCAUGUUCUAUAUUGGGCAAAAGGAAUUGAUAAUGCAGCGCAAGUUGAGCAUGGUAGCAGGUCAAUACCGGCAGAAAUGUGAAGCAAUGCAAGAAAAGUUCAUGGAGCAAUUGCAAAAGAUGCAGUCUCAGUGCCAGAAAUAUGCCAAGAAGUGCGAAAUGUUGGAGCAAGAAAAUGAGAGCUUGUCCAAGGAUAAGCAGGAGCUCCAGGAAAAAUAUUCAGAGAAAUCCAGACAGAAGAGAAAGUUGGAUGAAAUGUAUGAUCAAUUGAGGAGUGAGUACGAAUCAGUUAAACGAAAUGCCAUCCAACCUGCAACAAAUUUCUAUUCCAGAAAUGAACCUGAUCUUUUCUCAAACCAGGCUAACAUUAUGGAUCGCAGAGAGGCUGUUAGAAAAGCUCAAGUACUUCCAAAACCAGUUGACUUAUUUCUUGCAGAUUGGCGGGUUCUUACUCCUGAAACUCCAGGGCCAAAAGAGGAUAUAUGGCCAGCAAGACAGAAUAGUUCAAACUCGGGUGGUCCUUUUGAUGUCUCUAUCUCACCGGCAAAACAAGCUGCCAUGCCAGUCGAUGCUGUGAACAGAAGGCCUGGUGCUAACCCAAUGUUUGGAUCUGGAGCUAGCAACCCCUCAACGACUUUAAGGAACAUUUUAUUCUCCCCAAUAAAGAGGCCUCAGCUCUCCCGUCGUCCUCAGAUGUUCACGUUCUAGGCUUGAAGUUGAGGGUUUGCGGUUCACAGAAAGUCAUGCUAGAUAGUAAAUACUAAUCCUACAAUCAUCAGUUCAUAAGAAUCAAAUGCUGCAACAGAAACAUGAAUCAGCUAUCCUGACAUCAUUUGCUGUAGACUUUCUCCAACUUCAGUCGUGUGUUUUGGGUGAAGCAGCCUUAACAACAUGGUUUUGGGCAUGGAAAUGGUGUCCCUGACGAUAAUUCAGCUCUAACUCUGCCCCCUUCUUUUCUCCACAGAAAACCCUUAUGUAAUCACCUUAAUUGGCAGAUAUAAGUAGUACUAUCAGUACAUAGAGGUUGCAUUCUAUCUUGUGACGAAUUAUAUGAAAUACAAGAGCCUACUGACAUACUGUUCGUGAAAGCAGACUUUGAUGUAGUAUGUCGAUAUAAACUGUGGAUGUCUUCAAAGAACAUUACUGUCAUUUGCUUCAAAUCUACUUUGUCAAUAUUAGUGCUUAUGGUGGAUUUUAAAUCAAACUUGAUGCUAGCAGUGAAAUCCUAGUGUAUCUGGUGGUCACUACAUAUGAAUUGUCUCCGUUUACAUCAUAUUGUACCCUAAAAUUCAAGGAAAUUUAGGCAUCUAGCACUUCUGUUACAACCAAAAUGAUCACCAACCUAUUUUAUACACUAUUCACAAAAGCGAAUUAAACUCUUGUUAUUGGAUCUUCGUAGAGGGGCAUUUGAACUUGGAAUCUCAUACAACAUAGUGGAUGACAGAUACGACUAGAAGUCUAGAACAAUAACUAGUUGCUGCAAGACCAAACUAAUUUGGACUCCCCUUCUUUUUAUUGCGACUUAUAGGUUGUCUUACAGAUCACGGGG
This is a messenger RNA of Rosa rugosa (rugosa rose), 2137 nucleotides long. Its product is annotated as E3 ubiquitin-protein ligase CCNB1IP1 homolog. Gene Ontology annotation, biological process: chiasma assembly. The record is from RefSeq and is a predicted model, not a curated record. The coding region runs from base 346 to 1296 and encodes 316 amino acids. NCBI's taxonomy places the organism in Eukaryota, Viridiplantae, Streptophyta, Magnoliopsida, Rosales, Rosaceae. The transcript has 10 exons.